Molecule: messenger RNA, 4746 nt
Organism: Leishmania braziliensis MHOM/BR/75/M2904
Lineage: Eukaryota; Euglenozoa; Kinetoplastea; Trypanosomatida; Trypanosomatidae
Exons: 1
Coding region: 1-4746 (1581 amino acids)
Biological process (GO): pseudouridine synthesis
Cellular component (GO): nucleus
Molecular function (GO): RNA binding; pseudouridine synthase activity
Source: RefSeq, a predicted model, not a curated record
AUGAAUCGCUCGAAAUGGUCAUUGCGGCGUCUUAUUCUGGGUCUCAGCGUUGAGGACGCACAGAGCAAGUUUGACACGCCAGAGUCUCGAAGCAUUCUUCGCGUAGCGCACGAGCGGUAUAAUCAGGGCAUCUACCACGAGCUUCAAGUCGCUCAGCGACAGCGCAAUGGGCUGGCCCCAGAGCGCAAGUGCCACAUCAGCCGCUUUACGAAGCCAAGUGUGCCAGGAUUUCAAGCCUACCUGAAAGGCGCCCCAGACGACUAUGUAAUUCGAGAAGUCUGGGAUGACGAUGAAGAUGUCGUCAUUGGAGAAAGUGGUGCGUUGAGGACGAAAAGCAAAGUUGCUCUUAGUCACAGUAGCGCCAUCAGCAACGCACCAACUGUGUCAUCAAAAAUAAAGCAAGAGCAAGAUGCUUUCAGAAUGACAAAGGCACUGAUCCUGAAAACGCUGGCCUCCGCUCUACAGCUCGUCAUGGAGAAUGUGCUCUCGGAGCUCAAGAGGCGGCGUCAAAGUGGGACACUUUUGUCAAAGGAGCACCAGGCAUCAGUUGUUAAUCGACUAAUCAGCGGAGUGGUCGAUUCCAGCGCAAGAAGCUACAAGAGUCUGUCUUCCUCAUCACAUCUGCUUGAGCCAGUUGAGAUGGCGGUGACGCUGUUUGGUCGCAAAGACGUAGCCGAAGUGCAAGCAUUCGAUAGCGACACCUUCGCUGUUCCAGCAGCUGAAAAAGACAUUUCCUACUCCCUAUGGGUGGCCGGUGGCAUUGUCGCGAGCGAGGAACUUAUGGAGGAUUUCCCAUUUCACCUCGCCAAGUUUGUGACACCUGAGAAGGGGUCGGCCCCGCCGCAUCGGCUGCCACACGUGGAGGUGGAAAUCUACUUCUCCUCUGAGCUAUUUCAGCUGGAGAAGACAAUUGGGCUAAACGGUGUCCACAUGCUACGCUUAUUUAUCGGCAAAACCAUGAUGAAGCAGCACGAACCAACCCCAACCUCCACCACGCUACUUCUCGCCGCAUCGGGAGAGAAGGAGCGUGAUCUUUACAGCAUUUAUGACUCCACGCGCGAUCGUGGCGAAGUCCGGAUUCCGUGGAUUCGUAAAAUGGUGACCAAGGUAUCGACGGUGACUGGCGUGGUGUUUAGCGCGGAGGACUCGGAUGAGAAUCCCUCUGUCGAUCACAUGCGUGCCUCCGUCAGCUCCGUCUGGCGAGCGUGGGGCCACCUUGUGAAGGAUCUUCAUGUACAUGGUGACCUCGACUAUCUCUACGUUUCCAUCAGUCGACAGCAAGAGUGGGAAGGCAACAAAGCGUACAUCUCUGAGCUGAAAAAGCUGGAGGCUGCCAGGGACGCCGAUGAGUCUGCCGGGCCGCUCGUAGAGACCGCAAACAUAGCUCGUACUUUGAGCCGAAGCAGUGCCGCAGAAUUCGCGGCAGCGGGUUUUGCAGGCAAAGCACGCAAACUGUACCUGCCUAUUUCAGCCGAUUUCGUUGUUGUAGAAUGCACACUGGAGCGCAAAGGCCUGCCACAUAGCAUGGUUGUCGAGGACAUUGUGUCCAUCUUGACGGAGAUGCAGCACGAGCAGAUGGAAAUGCAACGACUAUCUGUUCUCGAUGCCAUGGCAACUCAGGUGGAGAACGAGGCCAAGUCCGGUUCCUGCACCUCUGUAGCGCGAAGUCGAGACAAGAUUGUACCGGUAUUGUACGAGCCGAAAAUUGUCGUCUCCCAUGCUGGAACGCUGGAAAACGGCACACACGCAUUUCAACGAGUCCGCAUUCGCGGCAGCUGUCGAGCUCAUGUUGAGGCGCUCGCAGCAGCACUGCAAGAUGAAGCUGGCAGCUACUUCACCGACAGAUCUCUGCCCCUCUCCAUGACCUCUGCGACUCACACCGCAACAGGCAGCAGCGAGGACCAGAAUGAUCAGGCAGGCGGCUGGUCGCUUCCAAAAAAUCUCUCGUUUCGCGCCGUGCGUGCGCCGAGCAGUCAGCAGCGCCUUAUCGGCCACAGCGCCCCAUCCGCCUCUGCUGUAGGAAACAAGCUCCGUGAUCCUACAUCGCGCAGCCGUUAUUCGCGCUCGCAGACGCUCACGCUUGCAGCCGACAGUUCAGCGCUCGUCACGGAUGAUGAGCGCCAGUUUUGGAAAGAGAACUAUUACCGACUCUCUGAGAUAAAAGGCAUUUACCACGAUCGUGUCGAUGCAACAGACGCUCUCGGUCAUUCGUGGCAGUCUUUGCCUCCACGUGUCCAUGAGCACCUCGCCUUACUGAACCGUCGACUCGCGCCAGGCGAUGGCGUGGCUGGCAGCGGCACUACCGCGACUGACCAGGAUCAGGAUGAUGAGGGUGACAUCCCUGCGUCAGGGAAGCGGAAGCGGAAAAGGGAUGGCAAGAAGAAGGCGAAACAGACAACUGCCGACAAAGAGACGGCAGCCGCAGCCUCACUAGGGCUGGCGCCGGAGAAGCUCUUCGAGUACCUCUGCACCGACAUGGAGGCAGAGAGCGCGCGGCAUGACCUGCGUGCUGGCGACUGUGCGGGGUACGACUACCUUCUCAAUCUGCGGCGCAUUCCAGACAAGCACCUUCCUCUGGUCGCCCCUGCCGUAGUGUCCGUCACAUCCAAGGGGUUCAUCAACUACUAUGGGCCGCAGCGCUUUGCCACCUACACUCGCAUGAAUAUGCACCCCGGGCUCCACUUGCUGAAGGGCCAGUACAAGGCAGCGGCGCACGUUCUAGUACAGCAGUUCUAUCUCGAUGCCGCGCUGGAGGCGGAGCGGCAGCGCACCGGACAGGCGUUUCCCCGCCUCAAGGGUCUGCAAGGGUAUGGUGGGGUUCGCCUGCCCGAUUUUCUGCGCUCUGGGACGCCCCGCUCCAUCGCUGAACAUGGAACACCAAUGCAUCGGGUGCUCUACAACGCGUUGCAGGCAUCCGCCUUGCUCGGGGGCGAUGACAGCCUCGACGGUAACGAUGGCCUGCGUGGUCAGGGCCACGGCAGCAGCGAGCCUGGAUGGGGGGCAUUAGCAGCAGCCUCUGGAGAACGCCGUGGAAAGAGCCAGUCGCGCGCAUCCGGUGCAGCACACCAUGUGGAUAGGGAUAGCGCCGCCGGUGCUGCCCACCCUGGUGGCAACGAUGAUCCUUGCGCAGAGGCGUUUCUGCGCGUAAUUGGGCCGCGCGUGUGUGCGAUGCUCAUCCAAGAGUUUCUGAGCUUCGUCUGGAACGACAUUGUCAACCAACGGUUCCAACGCUACGGCACAUUCACGCUUCUUCCCGGAGACCUCGUGAGGGCCGGUGGGGUCAUGGCCGCGACCUUGCACAACGGCCACGAAGGAGAUGCAGCGAUAGACCCGCCACUGGUCUAUGCCUCCCGGGGCGAGAUCGAGCGUGGGGUGUUUUCGGUAUGGGACUUGGCUCUACCGCUACCCGGCGCCGACAUCCGCCUUCCGCAGAACCAUACGGAGGACUUGUAUGUGGUGACAUUGCAGCGAUACGGGCUGCCGUUUGACCCCGAGUCGCGACAGUGGCGCUGCUUCAAGCCGUCGCCGCUCGCGCGUCACGGAGGGGAGCCAAGGAGGGCGAGAGCGGCGGCGGAAGGAGGGUCCCCCAGCGGCGCACCCCUGUCUCCGUACUACAAUCUCACCUCCACCUUUGCACUGAUGGAGGAGGAACUGGGCUCGCGCACACCCAUCACGGACGCACUCCCGUUGUAUGUUGAGCGUCAAGGGGGACGCUUUGGAGGCAAUGAUGACACCCUGCAGGCGGAUGUUGGACUGGAUGCGGUGGACAUGAGACCUGACUUACGAGCUGGUAGCGGCAAUUCACUCGGCCUCACCAUCAGUGCAUCGUACCGCCAUGCGCUAGUGCGGCCAAACGCCGACACAAUGCAGUGGCGACUCCUGAAGGGGGUGGUUGGUGACCCGUACCAGCGAUGGGGACUGACCACCCAAGCACAGGUUCGACCACUCGACGCAGUGCAGCUGGCAAGCACGAGCUUUGCCGCCGAUGCGCAACCGGCUUGGAUAUUCCCGUCGUUAUCUGGCGAGGUCACUUCGAUAAACGGGCGUGGUGUGCCGCAGCUGCUAAAUGUGGAGUCGGGUGUGUCGCUAGAGAAAGAGGAAGUGGAAGACGGGCCCGACGAUGACGCGGCGGGCCGACCGAACUUGCCUCAAGUGACUCCAACAGGCGUCGAAGCCUCGCAGAGAGACAGCUUCACGAGAGGUACCAGCUCUUUAGCAACACCUGCGGCCAGGACGGCCGCCGGAUACCUUCACCAGCGGUGCUGGAACGGCACCUCGCAGCUGCUGCGAGAACCGUUGUCCGCCAGAAACUUGUUGGCAUCUAGCUCAGAGACGAAGCAGCAGCUGAAGCGCCGCCGUCGAGCUCCACCGGCACCGUCAUGGCUACCGCGGCACCAUGGCAGUGUGUUGCAACUACGACUACGUCUUCCGGCCGGUGUGUACCCUGGCAUGCUUGUGCGUGAGCUCCUCAAGAUGGACGUGAACACGCCGGAUGUUGUUGACCUCGACAGAGCCACAUCGUCGUCCUCGCGCACCGACCGCCGUGCACAAUCAUGGCAAGAUCUUACUGCAGAUCAGAGGGCAACCUAUCAGAAGUGGAUCGCAAAGCGUCGUCAGCAGCGACGGUUCUUGCAGCAACCACGCGCCAUUAGCCUCGCCUUGCUACACCAGCAGAUCUUUCGUAGCAGCGGCAUCCGACAAAGCUUACUUCCAACGCUGCGCAGCUACGAUAGUGUGUCAAAGUAG